AUGCCUUGGCUUGCCGGAGAUGCGAAGAGCGGGGCUCAGAAUCCCGACUCGGCUUCGGAGCUGGCUGUCAGCCACCCGAGCGCUGAGAUGGACACAUCGGAUGACGACUCCAACAUGUCGGACAUUCUUACAUCCGAAAGACCGUCGCAUUUGCAGUCGCUCUUCCAAAAUGAUUGGCUCAGCUUAGAUAGCCGCCACAAAAAUGGCCAACUACAGGAACGCCGGGAGAGAGCAUCUGCAAAUUUGCUGGAUACUGCGAGAGAGGCUCUUCAAGUGUUGAUUCCGCCGAAAGAUGAAGUAGUUCAAAUCUAUGAAACCGCAUUCGAGUGGCUGAGGAUUCUUCAAGCUUUGCUUCCUCAACCACUCACUGUUCGGUCUGAGAAAGAAGCACUGGACAAUUAUGAGAAGAUGAAAGAGCCAAAUGUGGAUGCUAUGGCACUCGCCUCGUGGAUGCUCACACUAGCACUCACUGCUCAGCAAACGCCUCAAGAACGUAUACUUACACCGGGCCGGCCUGGAGAGUCUACGAGGCGGUUUGAGCUUUCUCGCGUCAUAUCAGACACCGUGGAGAGGACCAUUAUCUCUCAUGAUCGGCUGAUAGGCACGACAUCUGGGAUUAUGCUAUGCAUGCACUGGACUCGGCUUCAACUGCCACAAGGGAAUUUCCAAAAAGCAUGGGUUCGGCUACGGCACCUUGGCGCAAUUGCCGAGUUGAUGGGACUACCGAGCGCAUCCCUAGCUGCCCAUCGCAAUGGAUUACCCGCAACAAAUGAUGAUAAUGCCCAAUUUGGAAAAGCUCAAUUAUGGGAGAUGAUAUGUGCUGCAGAGAGACUUUUAGGAAUGAUUCUUAAUCUUCCUCCAGACAUGCGUUGGCACAAACAUAUAAAGAACGAAGCAUUGACAGUCAACGGCGUGGUUCAACCUCGUUUAUAUUUCGCGAAGAUCGUGAGUCUUGCUGGCAAGGUUCAAUCUUUGGAUGAAUUGAACACGACACGCGGAAGUACUGCUGAACUUUCACGGGCCACCUUUGAGCUGGUCGAAGAGCUCAGGUCGCUUGCCUCUCAAACUCCAGAAUCCUGGUGGACAAAGCAAAUUGAAGUGGACCGCGUCGAACCCGAUGAUAUAGUUCAAGCUAUUCACUAUUACUUGCUCUUGAGGGCUUAUAUGCCAUUGACCCUGCGUCAAGACUCAAGUGAAGAGCCUUUCAACACCCAGGUCGCUUGUUUUAAGGCAUGCGAAUCAGCAAUACAGCGGUACACGGUUCUUCUCGAGGCGAUGCCUCCAGGCUUCUUCCUGUACACUAUGAUGGAGCUGCACAGUUUCACCGCCACGGUGGUUCUUAUUCUGCUUUCUCAUACACCAAGAACCAAUCAACAGUUCAGUCUGUAUGUCGACAAGGCAAGGACUGAAAAGGAAGUGGAAAAGGUCAUUGAUAUUAUGCGCAGAAGAAUUACUAAUACUCCCACUUCACGUAUUGCCGAAAGUGCGGUUGAUACCUUGACUUCUUUGACCAGUCUCCUCAAGGAAGAGGAACACGCCACUCAAGGGCGCAAAUUGAUGCUGGACGUCCCUCUCUUGGGGAAAGUGCACAUUCAGCGGAACACCCGUACACCUCAGCUAGCUCAAAUGGAAGACAUGCAGCCACCGCAGAUCACAUUGAGAUCGACCUCGAGGAUGUCGAGUCAACAACUACUUCCUUCUCUUGGUGUGAAUCCAACCCCCUCGAGCGUGCAGGACGUUCAGCAAUGGGAUGACCUCUCGUGGUUUAUUGAAGAGGACCCUGCCUACUUUCUAAUGUCAGAUGCCUUUGAUCAUAAUUCCGUCAUGUACAAUGGGAUUGGCGAAUUUUCAUCAUAUCGUUAG
Molecule: messenger RNA, 1863 nt
Organism: Penicillium pulvis
Lineage: Eukaryota; Fungi; Ascomycota; Eurotiomycetes; Eurotiales; Aspergillaceae
Product: fungal specific transcription factor domain-containing protein
Exons: 3
Coding region: 1-1863 (620 amino acids)
Source: RefSeq, a predicted model, not a curated record